CGAACACUUCAGACUCUAGGGGUCUCCAUCCUUCAGCAUCCACCUCUCGCGCACUACUCAUUUUGUGCAACGAGUAGAGAAGGAGAAGGCGACCGCACGGAGCCCAGAAGGAUCCGAGACACGCAUCCUCAGCGAAACCAAGGGGAACUUUGAUUUACCGAGUACUCUGAUGGAGACGAAGUACAGAAACCCCUACGCGUUUGGAUGAAUAACAGCACAGUCAAAGAAUGUAAGGUAUGCGGGCGAUGGACCCAGUUAAAUGUUUAGAUCUAUUUCAAUUUUCUCCGAACAUCUCCUGGUCUGCUCCAGCGUGACAGUACACUUCAAUGACUUCAGUAAGAACAGAUUCUUUUCCUACCUGUGUGGGAUUUUCUGCCGACUUGGGGGCCGUGAUGACUACUACAGUUCGUUCAUUGUUUCUGGUUCUGCUGAGCCAGCUGACCACGUACGCCCAGACAGAGAUGAAGAGGGUGGUGGGGGACAACGCCACGCUGCCUUGUCACCACCAGUUCUGGCAGGCGGAGGCCCCGACUCUGGACAUCGAGUGGCUGCUGCAGAAGCCCAACUCCAAGCAAAGAGUGGUCAUCACAUACUUCGCAGGCAAAGUGUUCGACCCCAACGAGCACGAGCCGGGCCGGCUGUCCUUUGCAGGGGACUACCUGAAAGGCGAUGCCUCCCUGCUCAUCAGUGACCUCAUGCUGACGGACACCGGAGAGUACACCUGCAAGGUAAAGACCGGAGGAAAGUACCACUGGAGCACGGUCAACCUCAUAGUGCUAGUCAAGCCUUCAAAGCCCCGGUGCUGGAUGGAGGGCCGCCUGCUGGAGGGCAGUGACGUCAAGCUGAGCUGCAGAUCGGCGGAUGGAUCCGAUCCCAUUCACUACAAGUGGGUGAGGGUGCUGGACAAGGGCAGGACCAUGGGAAAGCUGCCCCCGAUGGCCCUCAUUGAUUUGAAGAACCCUGAGAUUGUCACCCUGAGGAACCUGACUCAUGAGAGCACAGGCAUUUACAAGUGCACAGCGAGCAACGAUGUAGGAGAGGAGAAUUGCAUUAUUGAGGUGACGAUGCACUAUGUUCGGGGUGUGGGCGUGGUGGCAGGCGCAGUGGUGGGUGUUUCUUUCGGAGUGCUCCUCAUCAUCCUCAUUGUCUGGCUGGUCCUACGCAAGAAGGAGAAGAAGAAAUAUGAGGAAGAGGAGACUCCCAACGAAAUCAGGGAGGAUGCUGAGGCCCCCAAGGCCAAGCUGGUGAAGCCCAACUCGCUCUCCUCAUCCCGGUCCGGCAGCUCUCGCUCUGGCACCUCCUCCACACAGUCCAUGGUGCACAACAGUGUCCCCCGUGGGCCUCGUCCCCGGCUCCCCGCCGUGGCUGCGCUCAAGGAGAACGGACAGCCCCCCAGCUUCCCCCAGUCGCCCCCCGCUUACACGCAGGUGGUGCCCAAGACCCCCGAGCCUGGCACCCCCAAGCUCAGCCCCGGGAACCUGGCCAGGAUGGGUGCCACGCCAGUCAUGAUCCCCGCCCAGACCAAGGCCUUUCAGACUGUGUAGGAACUGCCCAGGACUCCCCCUGAAACAGGGCGUAAAAACCACCACAACCCUGUCCAGAUAGAAGCAGCCUCUUCAAGAACCAACAUCAAAUAAUAAAACGACUAAAGGAAUCAAUAAGAAAACAAAGUUAAAUGAAUGCAUUUUAAAAAAGGGAAAAUAAGAAGUGCUUGCCCCUUCUGAAUAUAAAAAGCCUUUUUGUUUCAGUCUCUCUCUCUGAGAAGGCAGAGCAUUUCCUUUUUAUUAUUGUUUAAGUCUGAAGGCAUGGGAGGCGACCUGCACAGCAAGGAGGAAGCGGCAAUAACUUCCUUCUGAAAUGAAUGAGUGUGGUGUAGGGUGCUAUGGGACUGGGUUUCCAGGUUGAGCAAACAGAGAAGGGUUAGAAACGAAGAGCCAUAGACAUUCCUGCUGCCCAAUGGGGAUAGGCUGUUGACAUGCUGCUGUCAUUCUCAUGUUAACCAGGUCAAACGGUGGGACCUCAGAGU
Molecule: messenger RNA, 2026 nt
Organism: Megalops cyprinoides (Indo-Pacific tarpon)
Lineage: Eukaryota; Metazoa; Chordata; Actinopteri; Elopiformes; Megalopidae
Gene: clmpa
Product: CXADR-like membrane protein
Exons: 7
Coding region: 327-1544 (405 amino acids)
Cellular component (GO): membrane; cell surface; cytoplasmic microtubule
Source: RefSeq, a predicted model, not a curated record